This is a messenger RNA of Pogonomyrmex barbatus (red harvester ant), 2237 nucleotides long. RefSeq names its product ezrin/radixin/moesin family protein merlin (gene Mer). Gene Ontology annotation, cellular component: cytoskeleton. Lineage: Eukaryota; Metazoa; Arthropoda; Insecta; Hymenoptera; Formicidae. The record is from RefSeq and is a predicted model, not a curated record. Gene Ontology annotation, molecular function: actin binding.
AGAUGUAUUAAGUUAUAAGAAAUUCCCAAUCCUAAUCAAAUGUGAGAAAACUCGACUAUGAUUGGUUAAUUUUCUUAUGGCUUAAGAUUUAAAUCAUCCAGGUUAUCUUCCUUAUAUCUUCCCUGAGGAAAAUUUUACUCGAUAUAAUAUAGUAUACGUCACGUGUACUAUAUAUUUUGAGUAAAAUUUUUCUCGGAAAGAAUAUUUUGGAGUGUAACCUAGAGUGUGUUCAAAAAUAACUCACAUAUCAAUUUGUUUAACAUUCGUUGAACAACAAAGCUAAAGUGAGUGCGAAUUCAGUGGAAUAAAAUCCGAUCGAUGAGCGAUUAAUGAUUAUUAAUUUACUAUUAAAUCCCUAAAUUUAGACCCAAUUAUUUACGAAUUACUCAACUGUUGUGCAACCGUUGUGUCCGUUGAACGCAGCCAAUGAGCAGUUGCAGUACCGAAUGCACUUAUUAUAUUUCAGUGGCUCCUAUCAGUUUAUCCCAGUGCUUCGAACUAGGACCGGUUAUAAGAAACAGCAGAAAUUUCUGAUUUCGCGGUAUACAGUUCGCGCGAACCCAAAUACCUGCAAACACGUACGAAUUACGCUCACGAAAAUAUAUGAAUAUAUGUAUAAAAUUGGCAAACAGGUAGAAUCUAAUAUAUUAUGGUGCGAAUAGCGUAUGAGAAAAAAGAAAUGUCAGACGCUUGAAACAAACCGCCGUGCCUGCCGUUUAAAUGUUGGUGUUUCGUAAUUAUGUCGGGAACACGCCGUAUUGACAAUUUUAGGUAAGAUCAUUAUUCGCAUAGUUUCGUUGUGCUGUAACGGGCAAAUAAAAAAAAAAAAAAAGAAGAAAUCAUCGACGCUGCGCCAAAAUAUUUGUCAUCAGCGGCACAAGGUCUAAUCUGUCAUCCAGUCGAGUACCUUCGCGAUAGGCAGCAUGUCUUUCGGGAUGCUGAAUGUACACAGUAAGAAAUAAGAUGUCACCGUUUCGGAGAAAAAAGUCUGGGAAAUCCUUCCCUGUCAAAGUUUGCACCUUGGAUGCAGAGCUCGAAUUUAAUCUAGAGUGGAGAUCGACAGGCAGAGACUUAUUUGACUUGGUUUGCCGCACAAUAGGAUUAAGAGAGACAUGGUAUUUUGGACUUCAAUAUGAAGAUGCAAAGGGUUUUAUUUCUUGGUUAAAAUUAGACAAAAAAGUUCAAGAUCAAGGUAUUUCGCAGCAACCGACUACAUCGUUUAUGUUACUGGCAAAGUUUUAUCCUGAGGAUGUAGCUGAAGAACUAGUACAAGAAGUUACUCAACAUUUGUUCUUUUUACAAGUAAAGCAAGCUAUAUUAUCCAUGGAUAUUUAUUGUCCACCUGAAGCAUCUGUAUUACUUGCUUCUUAUGCUGUUCAAGCAAAGUAUGGCGAUUAUGAUGAAGUUUCAUAUCGUCCUGGAAUGCUUGCCAGUGAAGACUUGCUUCCACAGAGAGUUAUAGAUCAAUAUCAAAUGACUCCAGAAAUGUGGGAGGACAGAAUAAAAAUUUGGUACGCUGAUCAUCGUGGUAUGUCUCGAGAUGAAGCAGAAAUGGAAUAUCUUAAGAUUGCUCAGGAUCUCGAUAUGUAUGGUGUAAACUACUUUCCUAUUAGUAAUAAAAAGGAAACAGAUCUCUGGCUUGGAGUAACAGCAUUAGGAUUAAAUAUUUAUGAAAAAGAAAACAAAUUAGCCCCGAAGACUACGUUUACAUGGUCGGAAAUUCGUCAUAUUAGCUUUGAUGACAAGAAGUUUGUAAUCAAACCUAUGGAGAAAACAUCGCCAAACUUCAUGUUCUUCUCGCAGAAAGCUCGCAUGAAUAAACUGGUAAAGAAACAGUCAGAUGUUGGCAGCUGGGUGAAGGGCUUGAUAGCUUUAAGGUUGAACGAACAUAAUAGUGACACAGGUGCUCACAUAUUAUUUGUUAAGAUCCUGGACCUGUGCAUUGGCAACCAUGAUCUCUUUAUGAGGAGGCGCAAGCCAGAUUCCAUGGAAGUUCAACAAAUGAAAGCACAAGCCAAGGAAGAAAAAUCCAGGAGGCAAAUUGAAAGAAAUAAAUUAGCACGAGAAAAGCAAUUACGGGAAGCGGCAGAAAGAGAAAAGGCUGCAAUGGAACAACGACUUUUGCAAUAUCAGGAGGAGAUACGGCUGGCGAAUGAAGCUCUUGUAAGAUGUUAUGAAUAGAAAAUAACAUAAUAAAGAAUAUAGUAAAACUCCAAUUAUAAAUUAUAAAAAUAUAA